UAUCUAUUACAUUCUUGUCUGUUUUUUUUUAUUUCCUCUUUUGUUAUAUGGUGAAAAAAUCUGAGUUAGCAAACCAAUAAAAUCUUAUUCUUUUGGAACACGAAGCUGAUUGGUAAUGCUCAAAUGAUUUCUCUCUGGUCUUGAUGAUACUAACCAAUAUAUAAAAUCUCUAGUGGGUUAUUUAUAGUCAUUGUUUAUCGCCUUUGGUUUUGUGUUUAAGUUUCUUGCUGUGGAAAUAAAGAAAAUGGUUGGAAGCAUUGAAGCCAAGGCCUUGCUAUCAAACGGGUCUGUUCAGCUUCAACAUAAUGGUCUUAACUUGGAGGAGAAACUUGAUGAGUUCCGUCGUCUUCUUGGAAAAUCAGACAAAGAUCCGUUAAAGAUUGUGAGCAUCGGAGCUGGUGCUUGGGGAAGUGUCUUUGCAGCGCUUCUCCAAGAAAGCUACGGAGGAUUCAGAGACAAGUUCCAGAUCAGGAUAUGGAGACGACCUGGUAAAGCUGUUAGUAGAGCAACAGCUGAACAUCUCUUCGAAGUGAUCAACUCUCGUGAAGAUAUCUUGAGGAGGUUGAUAAGACGCUGCGCUUAUCUCAAAUACGUAGAGGCAAGGCUUGGUGACAGGACGCUCUACGCGGAUGAGAUAUUGAAAGACGGGUUUUGUCUUAACAUGGUCGACACGCCUCUUUGUCCUCUCAAGGUUGUGACUAAUCUUCAAGAAGCUGUGUGGGAUGCUGAUAUUGUUGUUAAUGGGUUGCCUUCAACGGAGACACGACAAGUGUUUGAAGAGAUUAGUAUGUAUUGGAAAGAAAGAAUCACUGUUCCUGUUAUUAUCUCUUUGUCAAAGGGUAUUGAAACUGCUCUUGAACCAGUUCCACAUAUCAUUACUCCAACAAAGAUGAUCCAUCAAGCAACUGGUGUGCCAAUUGAAAAUGUACUGUAUCUUGGUGGACCAAACAUUGCUGCUGAGAUAUACAACAAGGAAUAUGCUAAUGCAAGAAUCUGUGGAGCUGAGAAAUGGAGGAAACCACUAGCAAAGUUCUUAAGACAACCUCAUUUCAUUGUUUGGGACAAUAGUGAUCUUGUUACACAUGAAGUAAUGGGAGGUCUCAAGAACGUGUACGCCAUUGGAGCUGGAAUGGUGGCAGCGCUUACUAACGAGAGUGCUACAAGCAAAUCGGUGUACUUUGCUCACUGUACAUCUGAGAUGAUAUUCAUAACUCAUUUACUAGCAGAAGAGCCUGAGAAACUUGCAGGGCCUUUGCUAGCUGAUACUUAUGUGACCUUGUUGAAAGGGCGUAACGCUUGGUACGGUCAGAUGCUGGCUAAAGGGGAAAUAAAUAGAGAUAUGGGUGAUAGUAUAAGCGGCAAGGGAAUGAUUCAGGGUGUUUCUGCAGUGGGAGCGUUUUAUCAAUUGCUUAGUCAGUCAAGCCUGAGCAUAAUGCAUCCUGAGGAGAAGAAACCUGUGGCUCCGGUUGAGUCAUGUCCUAUUUUGAAGACACUCUACAAGAUACUCAUCACAAGAGAACAAUCAACACAAGCGAUUCUGCAAGCGUUAAGGGAUGAAACACUGAAUGAUCCUAGAGACCGGAUUGAGAUUGCACAGAGUCAUGCAUUCUACAGGCCUUCCCUUCUAGAUCAACCCUGAUUCUUAUGUCAUGGCUCCAAUAUAAUCCAAACUGCAGAUUCUGCUGCGUGAAAACAUCAUGUCUUAAAAUGGAUUGUUAUUCGUUGUAUAAUCCUUGUACUGUAUCCUUCUCUUUAUGAUCAAUGAGGCUUUUUAUUUGCUCAAAAAAUUUACUACAACAUUCUACUCUAUACUAUUCUUAUAUUAACUCCGUCUGAUUAAUACAAGCUAAUGGUUGUACCACUGAAUCCAAGAAACAAAGAGAAGGCCUGUUCUGUAAGGUCUAAUGUUAGCUAUACCAGUUAGAUUGGUUAUGACUCCAUUCUAUGCUUUGUACAGUCACAGCUGCAGGCUUUGAUCUUUUGCUUUUCUCAUCAUAUGGACAACCAAAGCUGACCUUCACCAGAACCUCUUCCCCCAAGCCAAAAGUACAUACCACCCACUCAAGUUUCUCUGCCUCUGUUGAUCCAUGCCACUUCUUCAAGACCAAGCUAUUAGUCCUCCACCUACAGUAACAGCAGCUUGUGCAUAUAUAAUCUACUGUCACUUGGAGAUCUCCAUGAUGCAGAAACAUAGACCCAUAUUGCCUAAUCAUACUAAAUGCCUCAGCAUUAGCAUCCAUCAUUCCCAAACCCUUCAGACAAAACAGAAUGAUCCACUAGAGAACGAGCUAUACGAACAGCAUCAAUCUCAAACCCUCUGUCUCCUGCUUCUUGAUAAGUGCAUUAUAGCAGGAAGUCAUUUAACGCUGAGAAGCAAAACAUAUGGAUACACCAAGGGCUCUUUUCCAUUUUUUGAAGUAUGAAGGCUCAAAUUUAUUGUGAAGCGUGAGGAAUAAGAGAGAAGAAUAGAAAGACCUCUUUUCUUACUAUGAAAUUUUAAUAUUUCUUUAACAAAAGGACUUCAAAAAAAAAAGAAUUGUAAAAAAAAAAAACCAAAAGCCUCUCUACUCGAGAGAACAACUGCUUUGUAUCCUCGUCGGUAGACAUAUAUAUAAUAAGAUAUAAAGAGUUUCUAUUGCAAAGAAGAAGAA
Messenger RNA from Brassica rapa (field mustard), 2651 nucleotides. Its product is annotated as glycerol-3-phosphate dehydrogenase [NAD(+)] GPDHC1, cytosolic. Gene Ontology annotation, cellular component: cytosol. Gene Ontology annotation, biological process: glycerol-3-phosphate catabolic process; carbohydrate metabolic process. The record is from RefSeq and is a predicted model, not a curated record. Lineage: Eukaryota; Viridiplantae; Streptophyta; Magnoliopsida; Brassicales; Brassicaceae. Gene Ontology annotation, molecular function: glycerol-3-phosphate dehydrogenase [NAD(P)+] activity; NAD binding.